Molecule: messenger RNA, 1239 nt
Organism: Aspergillus affinis
Lineage: Eukaryota; Fungi; Ascomycota; Eurotiomycetes; Eurotiales; Aspergillaceae
Product: coenzyme A transporter
Exons: 2
Coding region: 1-1239 (412 amino acids)
Biological process (GO): transmembrane transport
Source: RefSeq, a predicted model, not a curated record
AUGACCGCGGAAUCCGUCCCGCACCCGAUUGCUCAGAUGGAACAGGUAGCACAGUCGGGACCAGCUGGCGGGCCGACGACAAGUGACACUCACAGAAAUGCAGCGGUAGCCACCGCGCAAGUAACCCAAGGCGACCGUGCUCAAAGCACACAUAGCGAGCAAAAUAAUCGACAGACGAACAAGCGUAGCUUGGACUACAUCGCAAGGAGCGGGUUAGCGGGGGGUCUAGCGGGGUGUGCUGCCAAAACGGUGGUGGCCCCCUUGGACCGGGUCAAGAUUCUUUUCCAAGCCUCAAACCCGCAGUUUGCCAAAUACACAGGCAGCUGGACGGGCAUGGUGGCGGCGAUUCGCGAUAUCAAACGAUAUGAAGGCGGCCGAGGCCUCUAUAAAGGUCAUUCCGCUACGCUUCUUCGCAUCUUCCCUUACGCAGCGAUCAAAUUCCUCGCCUAUGAGCAGAUUCGAGCGGUAUUCAUUCCGUCACCCGACAAGGAGACGCCGGGUCGCCGACUCCUAUCUGGCAGUCUGGCGGGCAUCACAUCAGUGUUUUUCACAUAUCCCUUGGAACUCAUCCGAGUGCGAUUAGCAUUCGAGACAAAGAAGACCUCGCGCUCUUCCUUGAGAGACGUCUUCCGGCAGAUCUACCACGAACGAGUUUCGCCGCCCUCCACCUCUAGUGGAAUCUCCGCAUCGUCAGCUACCGGCGCUACCGCCGCAACCACGGUCGAAAAUGUGUCCUCCUCCGUGAAUAAGGUCGUCCCCAGCUCAGGGAUCGCCAACUUCUACCGUGGAUUCAUACCCACCAUGCUAGGCAUGUUGCCUUACGCCGGAAUUUCCUUCCUCGUGCACGAUACCGUCGGCGACUGGCUCCGACUUCCCUCCGUCUCUCACUACACCACCAUUCCCGAAUCCGACCUCUCUCCCGCUCAGCAGCAAUCACAGAAACCCUCGCGACGGUCGCAAUUGACUGCCGCCGCCGAAAUAUUCUCCGGAGCUGUCGCCGGCCUCUGCUCGCAGACUGCAUCAUAUCCGUUCGAGGUGAUCCGACGGCGCAUGCAAGUCGGUGGCGUUGUCGGUGAUGGUCACCGACUCGGAGUUGCCGAAACCGCCCGCACGAUUUGGCUGGAGCGGGGAUUCCGGGGAUAUUUCGUUGGAUUAACGAUUGGCUACAUCAAGGUGAUGCCGAUGGCCGCGACCGCCUUUUUCGUGUACGAGAGGCUGAAGUGGUCUCUUGGAAUUUGA